Molecule: messenger RNA, 1208 nt
Organism: Leguminivora glycinivorella
Lineage: Eukaryota; Metazoa; Arthropoda; Insecta; Lepidoptera; Tortricidae
Gene: Smug
Product: single-strand selective monofunctional uracil DNA glycosylase
Exons: 5
Coding region: 74-883 (269 amino acids)
Biological process (GO): base-excision repair
Molecular function (GO): oxidized pyrimidine nucleobase lesion DNA N-glycosylase activity; single-strand selective uracil DNA N-glycosylase activity
Source: RefSeq, a predicted model, not a curated record
UCGGCGUAUGUUGUUUAUUUUCUCAAAUUAUUUUAUUAAAACAAAAUGAAAUAAAUUGUACUCUAAAUAAACAAUGGAUGCUGAAGUGGUAUCUUCUUUUUUUUCUCAUCGCAACUGUGACAACGAAUCUCAGAAGGCAUGCAAGUAUAUCGGCGAUGAGUUCCUAGAACUGGUUGAUGAUUUAAACUACUCUUUGGAACAACUCAAGUUGCCUCGAUCUGUAGAAUGCAUUUACAACCCUACGCUAUAUGCGAGGGAAACUUUUGAGAUGUAUAUCAAAAAGUUCUGUAACACGAAAAAGGAUAUAAUGUACUUUGGAAUGAAUCCUGGACCUUGGGGUAUGUCUCAGACUGGCGUGCCAUUUGGGGAAAUUAGUUCAGUCAGAGACUGGCUAGGUAUUCAAGGGCCUGUCAAUAAACCGGAGAAUGAGAUCAAAGACCGCCCAGUACAAGGUUUUGAGUGUAGCAGGACUGAGGUGAGUGGUAAAAGAUUUUGGGGACUGUUCAAAGAAAUUUGUGGCACUCCAGAGAAGUUUUUUAAAACAAGUUUUGUCUACAAUUACUUGCCCCAGCAAUGGAUGAAGAGUAAUGGUUGCAAUCUUACUCCUGGGGAUUUUAGACUUUCAGAAAUGCAAGCCUUGUUCGACAUCUGUGAUCCUAUCUUCAUUAAGGUCCUAGAACUAUAUGAUGUCAAAACUAUAGUAGCCAUUGGAAAGUUUUGUGAAACAAGAGCCCAAAAAGCCUUGAAGAUGCACAGUCCACAUAAAACAUAUCAGAUACUGUACAUUCCACAUCCAAGCCCCAGAGCCGUGAACAACAAUGACUGGGACAAGAAGGCUGGACAAUACUUGAAAAAUCUAAAUCUAAUGCAGUAUUACAUAUAAAGGGUUAAAAGACUGCAAAACCUGUAUGUGAUUUCCAUAGCUGGGCAUUAACUCGUUAAUCCGUUAAUCGUUAAUUAACGAAGUUAACAUUUCGAUUAACGGAUUAACUUUUAAGUUAACAUUAAAAAAUGUUAACGGACUCGUUAACUUCCGUUAAAGUUCUCCGAGUCCGUUAAUCGUUAAUCCAGUAGGACACAGGCACCACCUGCACUGCGAAAAACACGUUCUGAACGCUACUAUAAAAGCCCGAAGUAUGGCAAAUCCUAGGAUUUACCGGUAAAUCCUAGGUUUUACCGAUGUCGAUCUUUAAAAGCCCGAAAUAUUA